Molecule: messenger RNA, 366 nt
Organism: Nematocida homosporus
Lineage: Eukaryota; Fungi; Microsporidia
Product: small subunit ribosomal protein S25e
Exons: 1
Coding region: 1-366 (121 amino acids)
Cellular component (GO): cytosolic small ribosomal subunit
Molecular function (GO): structural constituent of ribosome
Source: RefSeq, a predicted model, not a curated record
AUGGCAGCUAAGAAGGUCGAUUCUAAGACACAAAAGAAACCAACUGAUAAGUCUACUAAGAAAAAGGACCAGAAGAAGUGGGUUAAAACCACUACUAAAGAGAAAGUACUUAAGAAUGUAAUACUUGAUGAAGAGAUCUUUAGUAAAGUAAAGAAAGAAGUAGUUAAUAUGACUGUAGUUACUCCUUCUAACUUAGCUUCUAAACACAACUUCUCUAACUCUUUAGCUAAACAGAUUCUAGAUGAAGUAGUUAAGACUGGAGAGAUAGAAGUUAUCUCUAAAUCUUCUUUCGGUACUAUCUACGGUAAGAAAGUAGUAGCCGAAGAAAAAACAGCAGCACCAGAAGUUGUUACCUCCUCUGCUUAA